UAUUUGGAAAAUUUUCGAAAUGCACAUUAAACAAACUAAGCCUUCAUGAGUUUAUUUUUUAUUAGAUUCAAUUGUUAGAAGCACUAAACUUCGGGCAUUCCCCCAGACCACCAAAUUACCCUUAAGCAGGGCAUCCAGGCUUUGCUUAUAUAGGACGACCAGGUCGAAUGUUGUGGGCAUUGCCGAACACUGUAAUUACUACCAAUGAUGAAUUUCCAUUAUUCUAAAAUUUCCCUGUAAAUCACCCCACUACUCUUCCUGUACAACUGAAGAGGUGGAAGACUUAAACAGAAAUGUCGAAUUGUCUUCAGUUAGUUUUUCCGAGUCCUCAAAAGGAAUCACAUCCCUGUGACAAGUGCGAUACGAUAUUCAUUUGCCGAUAGAGUUUACAAAGUGUAUGACAUAGUUUUUCAUUGAGUGUGUGUUCAAGUGACUUCUGUUUGUCAAUAAUGGAGCAGGAUAAUUUAAUGGAGUCGGAGAAUGAUGACAAAGUUAUCAAAACUGAACCUUUAGAAAUUCUGAAAAAUCUUUGCCGAGUUUGUGGGAAAAGCAAUGAUAAGAUGAUUCCAAUUUUUGAAAAUCAUGAAUAUCAAUUAGCUGAUAAAAUAAACAGAUAUCUGCCAAUAACCGUCGCGGAACAAGAUGCUCUACCCUUACGUGCAUGCAUUACAUGUGUUGCUACCAUCGUUCAGUGGCAUACUCUCUUAGAAUCAUGCAUCAAGGCUAAUGGAAAACUUCUGCGGAUUCUCAGAGAGCAACAUCAAGUUGAACUGCUAGAUAUGAAUCAAUCUUCGCUAGAUCGUAUCAGUUUAGACCCAGAAGUUGAAGAAAAUCAGUUAGUUAAAGGAGUAAGAAUUGAUGGAGUUCAACAUCAGAGCAGUCAUCUUCUGCCAGUUAAAGGAGAAAACCGUGGUAUCUCUGGGGACAACUGUUCUGGUGAACCAGGUACUUCAAAUCAAUCUCACCAAAUCAACCCGAUCUAUGAGAAUAUAAGUGAAGAUGAAGCAGAAGAAGAUAACGUUGCAAGCGAACCAAUAGAUAUGACAAUGAACCCGUCUAAGCAUUCUGAUGAUGUAGAAAUAGUUAAUGACAAACUAGAGCCACGAGUAGCCAAGAUGGCGAAGCUUUUUAAAAUUCAAAAGAUAAAAGACUUACUGAAGAAAGCUCAAAUUAAAAUUCAGGGAAAAAGUUUUUAUCAUUGUAGGAAAUGUAUGAAAAAUUUUUCUUCACAUGUUGAUUAUGUUUAUCAUGUUAAAAGCCAUACUAGACCCAAAGAUAUUGCAAACGAGUGCAAUAUUUGCGGUAAACAAUUUCAUACAAAACCUCAUUUAAUUAGACAUAUGAGUAAACAUCAUUUAAGAACAAGGAAAUUAAUAUGUGAACGAUGUCAUAAAGUGUGUGGCUCUCCAAAGCAAUUUAAUGAUGAGCCGGAUAGUAACACAGAAAGUUACAUGUGUAAAUCUUGCAAAGAUAGAGUAAAUAAUAAAGUAGUUUAUACUUCAGCGACUAUUUUUGCUAGUAUUACAGCAUCUGAUGAAGAUUGUCCAAAACAAUGUGAAAACUGUAAAAACUUUUUCCCUACAGAAUCUUCAUUGAGAUGCCAUGUAUCUGAACGUUCUUGUAUGCGUGUGAGUGAUGAGAUACAACAAAUAACGGAAUAAUAUUUAUUGUACUUAUAGAUGAUUAUAUAAAACAACAAUUAAUUUAUUUUUAUACUUUUAUUACAGAAAAUGAAAUGUAUAUUUUACAAUAUGUGUCUUAUCAUUGAUUUAUUAUAUUAAUUACUAAUUAAACUGUAGACGUAUCAAAAUAUCAAUUCGAGAAUGCAACGUUCAUGGUAAACUUAUUGGUUAAAAAAGAAAUAAAUAUGUUGCAUAAAUAAAUUUCUGCUAAAAUCAACUUAAUGAGCAAUAAUGUUCUGUACAUGUAUGAAGAAAUAUCAAGAGUUGUAAUGAUAUUGUACUUUUGUAGUUAAUGACUGUCCAUAAAUUGUAUGUCUGAGAGAAGUAAAACAGUGUUUGGCAAUGGACGUGGUUGAGGGCUAAGUACUGUGAUGGUUUGACGAUCAACAUCAACAUUGGUUCUGGAAAAAAAAAAAAAAUAAAGUUAUUGACGUUGAAUAUAGAUAUUGAAUUGUUUAAAAAAUAAAAAGUGUUCAUAUUGAA
Chelonus insularis is the source of this 2165-nucleotide messenger RNA. Its product is annotated as zinc finger protein 394-like. Bases 450 to 1661 code for a protein of 403 amino acids. Gene Ontology annotation, biological process: regulation of transcription by RNA polymerase II. The record is from RefSeq and is a predicted model, not a curated record. Gene Ontology annotation, cellular component: nucleus. Gene Ontology annotation, molecular function: zinc ion binding; DNA-binding transcription factor activity, RNA polymerase II-specific. NCBI's taxonomy places the organism in Eukaryota, Metazoa, Arthropoda, Insecta, Hymenoptera, Braconidae. The transcript has 3 exons.